Linepithema humile (Argentine ant) is the source of this 1818-nucleotide messenger RNA. The record is from RefSeq and is a predicted model, not a curated record. NCBI's taxonomy places the organism in Eukaryota, Metazoa, Arthropoda, Insecta, Hymenoptera, Formicidae.
UUCACUAUUUCUCGAUAUAGUCUAUGGUGGUUCAGUGUCCGAAAAUAUUAGAAAUAAAUUUUGUGAUAAAUAAAUAAUUUGUAACAAAAAGAAUGUCAUUAGCAGAUGAACUUCUUGCCGAUCUUGAGGAAAAUGACGACGCAAACACUUUUAUGGAGGAACCGGAGCCAAAAUUCAUGCCGGCUUCGGUUUCAAAAGUUUUAGAAGAAGAAAUAAAGGUAUCCUCUGUUAGGGAAUUGGCCAAAUUACGUGAUUCAGAACAGCUGCAAAAGAUUAUAUCUCAGAUUGAAAAGUAUAGCAAGGUAAUCAGAAAGUCAUCUGAUAUUGUAGGACCUGUUGAAUCAGAUCCAGAAUAUCAAUUGAUAGUUGAAGCGAAUAAUAUGGCUGUAGAUAUUGAUAAUGAAAUAGCUACCAUACAUAGAUAUACAAGAGACAAAUACUCCAAAAGAUUUCCAGAGUUGGAAUCUUUAGUUGUAGGGCCUUUGGAGUAUGUUAUGACUGUUAGAGAAUUAGGAAAUGAUUUGGAUCGAGCCAAAAAUAAUGAGACUCUGCAACAGUUUUUGACACAAGCAACAAUUAUGGUUGUUUCUGUGACAGCAUCAACAACUCAAGGACAAUUGUUGACAGAAGAGGAAAAAGAGGCUAUUUGUGAAGCUUGUGAUAUGGCAGUGGAAUUAAACAAUUGUAAAUUGAAGAUAUUUGAAUAUGUAGAAAGCAGAAUGGCACUUAUUGCACCGAAUUUGUCGAUAAUUGUUGGUGCAUCGACAGCUGCUAAGAUUAUGGGUGUCGCGGGUGGUCUCACAAAACUUUGCAAGAUGCCAGCUUGUAACGUUCUAGUUCUAGGAUCACAAAAAACAACACUUUCCGGAUUUUCUCAAGUCACCACUUUGCCUCAUACAGGAUUCAUAUAUUACUCUGAAAUUGUGCAAGAUACACCUCCUGAUUUGCGAAGAAAAGCAGCAAGAUUAGUGGCAGGGAAAAGCAUGCUGGCAGCCAGAGUGGAUGCUUGCCAUGAGAGUACGGAUGGUCACUAUGGCCAAAUGUUGCGUGACGAGAUAGAGAAAAAGUUGGACAAACUACAAGAACCACCGCCUGUGAAGUUUGUGAAACCAUUGCCGAAGCCAAUCGAUCCUGGUCGGAAAAAGCGUGGCGGUAAACGCGUCCGCAAGAUGAAGGAACGCUACGCGAUCACAGAGUUUAGAAAGCAUGCCAAUAGAAUGAACUUUGCUGAUAUUGAAAGUGACGCCUACCAAGAGGAUCUCGGUUACUCGCGAGGAACAAUCGGCAAGGCUGGCACAGGGCGAAUUAGGUUACCGCAGAUUGACGAGAAAACAAAGGUCAGAAUAUCCAAAACACUCCAGAAGAAUCUACAGAAACAACAGCAAUGGGGAGGCAGCACCACUGUCAAGAAACAAGUCUCUGGUACUGCUUCCAGUGUAGCUUUCACUCCUUUACAGGGUCUUGAAAUUGUAAAUCCACAAGCUGCAGAGAAAAAGGUUAACGAAGGAAAUGCAAAAUAUUUUUCCAAUACAUGUGGUUUUCUGAAUGUAAAAAAAUCAUAAAGGAAAUUAUUUCAUAUGUAAUUUAUGUAUUAUAGGUAUUACAUGUAAUUUAAUUUAUUAUUCUGCCCUAUAUAAUAAUCGAGACAUUUUUCACAAUACAAUUUGAAUUCAAAUUAAGAAAAUUAACUAUGUUUUGUUGGGUAAUUCAACAUAAUUUUAUUUUGUACACAAUAUUAUCUCAUAGGAUAAAGUAAAAUUAGUUACAUUCUAUCAGCAAAAUAUUGCUUUCAGUCUUGAUAUAACAAAUUGUAUGAAA